CCUCCCCCUUACUCCCGCAGAGGCCGCUCGGCCGUGGCGGUGGCAGGGGCCACUGCGGCGUUGGGGCUGUGCACCCCAGUCUAGGGUGGGAGACGCGCCCCGGCGCGUCCUGGUUCUGCCCGGCCCGAGCUGGGGAAGGUACCGGGAGCUCUACUGCUCCAGCCCGCACCCCCGAGAGGGCACCUCAGCCUGCUGAGUAUUCCAGCCUGGCCCAGGAGCGGAGUAUGGCGCAAGACGGGAUAGCCUCGGCAAGCUGGAGCAAGCCAUCCCGGGAGUCAAUGACAUUCAAGGAUGUGGUUGUGACCUUUACCCAGGAGGAGUGGUGUCUCCUAGACACUUCUCAGAAGAACCUGUAUAAGGAUGUCAUGCUGGAGAACUUCUGUAACUUGCUUUCCCUGGGUUUUUCAGUUCCCAAAGAAGAUUUGAUCUCCCUGUUGGAUCAAGGAGAAGUGCUAUGGAUGGUGGAAAGAGAAGAUUCAGUAAACUCCUGUUCAGAUGGGGAAGUCAGGCCUAAAACCAAGAAAUCUCCAAAGCUGAACAUUUCCCAUGACUUCAACUUGAGAGAACUCUGGGAUUGCAAUAUCAAGUUAAAGAAAAAUCACAGCAAGUGGAAGAGUGAGUCCAGACACUUGAAAAUUCUUCUCAGGAAAAUUUCGAGUAAAGGGAAAAAUGAUAAAAGUUCUAGUCUGGGGUCAGUGAUUUCUGACCAACAAAGAUUUCCUGUAGAAAAUAUUCACUGUGAAUAUGACGAAAGUGGGAAGAGGUUUAGACAAAAUUCAGACCCAAUUCACUCUAAGAAGAGAACCUCAAGAAAUAGCUAUUCCAAAUAUAGUAGAUAUGGGGAAUGCUGUGAUCAGCAAUUAGUGCUUACUCAUGGUUAUGAGAAGUACUCUGGAGCCAAAGGUUUUCAAGAUAAUUACUGUGAGAUAGCUUUGACCUCAAUCCCAGACCUUUUGGGGCAUCAGAAGCACCAUAGGGGAGAAAUACCUUCUAAACACAGUGAACUUGGCACAGCCUUCUCCCAUCACUCCUCCAUUACAGUAUGUCAAAGGGUUCAAACUGUGAAGAAAUGGAAUGAAUCUAAUAAACGUGGGGAGGCCAUUUUUCAGAGUGAAGAUCUUAAUAAAUGCCAGAAGACUCACAGUGUAGAAAAGCCUUUUAAAUGUAGUGAGCAUGAGAAAGCCUUCAACCAAAAUGGAGAUGUUGCUGGUGAUCAGAACAUUCCUACUGGAGAGGAAUCCCAUGAAAACAAAGAAUGUGGGAAGCCCUUCACCAGGAAUACUGACCUUAGUAGUCAUCAGAAUAUGCACAGUGGAGAGAAGUCUUAUAAAUGUAAUAAAUGUGAGAAGGCUUUUAGCAGGAGGGCAAACCUUACUUUACAUAAGACGAUUCAUUCUGGAAAAACUGCUUACAAACAUAAUCAGUGUGGAAAGGCUUUCAGAAAGGUCUCCAAACUUGCUGUACAUGAAAGGAUUCAUACUAGAUGUUCUGAAUAUGGGAAGAACUUCAGCCACAGUAGAAACCUUGUUCAACACCAAGAGAUUCACACUCAAAAAAAGCCUUAUAAAUGUAAUGAAUGUGAGAAGACCUUCAGUCAGAGUAGGGACCUUUUUCAACACUUGAAGAUUCAUACUGGAGAAAAGCCCUAUAAGUGUAAUAAAUGUGGUAAGGCUUUCAAUCAGAGUGCAAACCUUAGGGUACACCAGAGAAUUCAUACUGGAGAAAAGCACUAUAAAUGCAAUGAAUGUGGUAAGGCUUUCAAUCAGAGCGCAAACCUGAUUGUACACCAGAGAACUCAUACUGGAGAAAAGCACUAUAAAUGUAAUGAAUGUGGGAGGGCCUUCAGUCAGAAGUCAUCCCUUAUUGCACAUCAGAGAAUUCAUUCUGGAGAGAAACCUUAUAAAUGUGAUCAGUGUGGAAAGACUUUCAGAAAACCAUCCAGCCUUACUGUACAUCAGAAGAUCCAUACUGGAGAAAAGCCCUACAAAUGUAAGGAAUGCGGGAAAGCUUUCCAUCAGAGUACGAACUUUAUUAAGCAUCAGAAUAUUCAUCUUGAAGAGAAGCCCUAUAAAUGUGAUGUAUGUGGAAGGACCUUCAACCAUAGCUCAUCUCUUAGAGCACACCAGAGGAUUCAUUCUGGAGAGAAACCUUAUAAAUGUAGUUAUUGUGGAAAGGUUUUCAGAAACCCCUCCAACCUUUCUGUCCAUCGGAAGAUUCAUACUAGAGAAAAGCCAUACAGAUGUAAAGAAUGUGGGAAGGCCUUUACCCACAGGAGGGAACUUCAGCAACAUCAGAGGAUUCACACUGGAGAGAAGCCCCACAUAUGUAACGUGUGCGGAAAGGCCUUCAAACAGAGAAGGGACCUGAUUCGGCACCAGAGAAUUCAUACUGGAGAGAAGCCCUAUAAAUGUAGUGAAUGUGGGAAGGCCUUUAGCCAGAGUGCUAACCUCAGUGUCCAUCAGAGGAUUCAUACAGGAAAGAGGCCCUAUCAGUGUAAUGAGUGUGAGAAAGCCUUCAGACAGAAGUCAUCCCUUAUUGCACAUCAGAGGAUUCAUUCUGGAGAGAAACCUUACAAAUGCGAUCAGUGUGGAAAAGCUUUCAGAAAUCGCUCAAACAUUGCUGUCCAUCAGAGGAUCCAUUCUGUUGAGAAUCCUGAUAAAUGUAAUGAUUGUGGGAAGGCCUUAAGCCAAAGUAGAGUUCUUCUUAGGCGUCAGAAUGCUCACACUGGAAAGAAACCUUACAAAUGUAAUAAAUGUGAAAGUGCUUUUAGUAAGACUUCUAAACUUGUUUGAUUUGAACUGGAAAGAGCCCUAGAACAGUGGUUUUCAAAGUGUGGUCUGAGUGUGCCUGAGGCCUUUUCAGGGGCAUGAUGAUAUAAGCCAUAUCAUUGGUACCCAUUUUGUUUCUUUUUGUAAUUUUCUAUUCGGACCAUAAACAGCACAAAAUUGCAUUUCUGUAUACAUAGCCAAGCACAAAUUAGAUUGCUUAUGAAAUCAUUUGGAGAGGGAAAGGACAAACCACUUCAGUAUCUUUGCUAAGAAAAAUCCUCAGAUGGACUUAUGAAGAGUCACACAUGACUGAAACGACUGAACAACAACAAAAAUGAAGACAAUCUGCAUUUCAUACCAUUUCCUUUUUUUAAAAAAAAGGUAUAUAAUAAACUUCUAUACUUUCCCUUUU
This is a messenger RNA of Dromiciops gliroides (monito del monte), 3180 nucleotides long. RefSeq names its product zinc finger protein 665-like. Bases 225 to 2792 code for a protein of 855 amino acids. Gene Ontology annotation, biological process: negative regulation of transcription by RNA polymerase II. Gene Ontology annotation, molecular function: DNA-binding transcription repressor activity, RNA polymerase II-specific. The transcript is spliced from 5 exons. Lineage: Eukaryota; Metazoa; Chordata; Mammalia; Microbiotheria; Microbiotheriidae. The record is from RefSeq and is a predicted model, not a curated record.